Molecule: messenger RNA, 1060 nt
Organism: Homo sapiens (human)
Lineage: Eukaryota; Metazoa; Chordata; Mammalia; Primates; Hominidae
Gene: ZMAT5
Product: zinc finger matrin-type 5
Exons: 7
Coding region: 279-791 (170 amino acids)
Cellular component (GO): nucleus
Molecular function (GO): metal ion binding; zinc ion binding
Source: RefSeq, marked validated
AGUACGCGACGCGAGGACGCAGGAGGAGGAGCCCGGAGCUGCAGCCACCGGGGAGCCAGGUACCUUCCGCGAGACGUCGAGGGGCGAGUCCUAGUCUCUUUUCUCCGCACUGGAAGACUUGAACACUUCCUUCUCUGGUCUCUGUCACCCAGGCUGGAGUGUAGUGGCGCAAUCUCAGCUGGCUGGAGCCUUGACCUCCUUGGGCUCAAGCUAUCCUCCCACCUCAGCCUCUCAAAUAGCUGGGACUACAGGCAGCAAAGCACCUGCUCUGAGUGGCCAUGGGGAAGCGAUACUUCUGUGACUACUGCGACCGCUCCUUCCAGGACAACCUCCACAACCGCAAGAAGCACCUGAACGGGCUGCAGCACCUCAAGGCCAAGAAGGUCUGGUACGACAUGUUCCGAGAUGCAGCUGCCAUCUUGCUGGAUGAGCAGAACAAGCGGCCCUGCAGGAAGUUUCUACUGACAGGCCAGUGCGACUUUGGCUCCAACUGCAGAUUUUCCCACAUGUCAGAGCGAGACCUGCAGGAGCUGAGCAUCCAGGUGGAGGAGGAGAGGCGAGCCAGGGAGUGGCUACUAGAUGCUCCUGAGCUCCCCGAGGGCCAUCUGGAGGACUGGCUGGAGAAGAGAGCCAAGCGGCUGAGCUCAGCCCCAAGUAGCAGGGCUGAACCCAUCAGAACCACUGUCUUCCAGUACCCCGUGGGCUGGCCACCAGUUCAGGAGCUGCCUCCAUCCCUGCGGGCACCCCCACCUGGGGGGUGGCCUCUGCAGCCCAGAGUCCAGUGGGGCUGAGCCCCUUGCCCCCGACUGACCCCCACGUGGUCACUUUUCUCAUCAGUCACAAUAGGAAGCCAAGCCCGGUUCCUGCUACGCCCCAUGGAGGCUCCGAGACCAUCUGCCCAGCCUCACUGAGGCUCAGGACACGGCCACACCAAGUGCAGCCCUCGUCCUGGGUCUGCACCGGGCAGCUCUCCCCUCACUCUCCUCCACCUGCCCCCCUGCUUCUUAAGAAGAUGGGGGAGAAAACUUCCAAAUGUUUAUAAAGAAAGUCUGUCACCACA